AUGGACCCCGUAUUAAUCGGCGAGGCAGAGAGCUUGACGACAGCUGCUUUUUCACCAUUUUUUCAUUCUUUCCUGGCUUCCAGUUCAGCUUCGGUGACUUGGUUCUUUUCGGAUUCAUGACUUUGUAUUUAAAAUUUUUGAUCUUUUCGCUGACAAGAAACACUAGUGAAGUAUGAUUAGAGACUUUUUUUUUUGUUAUUUUGCGCAAAUCCUUGAAAAAUAUUCUAUUGAGUUAAGAUUGGACAUUGCGUUUGGGAAAUGAGGAAACUUUCAAAAUUUCGAAAAUUUAUUGAAAACGCGAAAAAUUGUUUACUAUUCUCGCCCUAAUACAAUUUGAUAAGCAGGAAAAUAAGUUCAAAAAUUCAAAUUAAAAAGCUAUAAUUAUUUCCUACCUUUCGAGAUCGUUUAUCUUCUCUUUUUCUUAUCAUUAUCAACUUCGAUGUUCCAUUUUACAGCCAAAAAUGGAGAACCGUAUGACGCAGUAUAAGAACAAAGGAAAAGAUGGGAAGGCCAGCAGAGUGGAGGAGGUAAAUUUCCCAACUCUUUUUCAGAUGAUGACUCAUUUUCUUGCAGUUGGUCUCCAUCCGAAAAGAUAAGAGAGAUGAGGCGUUGACCAAGAGAAGGAACAUGAUUGCGUGAGUUUUUUAUAUCUGCUUUAACUAAAAAAAGCUCUAACAGUAUUGUUAAUCAAAGUGUGAAGUUUGGAAUUUCCUAUGAAUUUUUUGGAAACGCUUUCUGAAGAUGAAAAUCCACAUUUCGCAACUUCUAACAACUUUUUCGUUCAAACAGAAAUAUACUUGCUUCAUCUGAAACUUCAGAGAGUGUUCGAGCAAAUUCAUAAGUCCUUCUGAUCCUCUUCCACAAAGGGUAUACCAUUUACAGUGCUGUCCAUUACGGUAUGCAAUUUCACUUAUUUUGGUAUGAGUUUUUUGGGAUCAUUUGAAACUUUUCAGGUUGUUAUUCAAGUAUGUAUGAAAGCUAGAUAUUGUGAAGUGUUUGAGCCGACUUCCAAGAGAUUUUUGCUUUUUCAUCACAGAUUCAGAAAGAAAAGAAGCUUAAACCAAAAGCAAAUGUAAAUUUGAUUGCCCUGAUGCCUUUUUUUCAAUAUUUUUUUAAAAACUGUUAUGAAAUAAUUGUUUUGAAAAAGCUUUUUAUGUGAAUUUAAGAAAAAUCUCGUAUUUAUUUUAAGAAAGUUUUUCUUUUAAAUUCUCCCUCACCAGAUGUUUUUCCCAAUUCCUGCCAAUGUUUAGAGAGAAGGAAGAUCUUGCCGCCCUUGCCGAAAUUGUUGAGAUCACAGGAGGAGAAGAUAACGCCUAUAAUACUUUGAUCCAACUUGUCCAACACGCACAGGCUCCUGAUGUCAAGACACGGUUGCAGGCCGUUCAGCAUGUGAGUGAAGUUUCGGAAACUUUGAUAGAAAAGUAUCAGAAAUUUUUUUUCUGUGAGUAGCGGUCCAAUUUUUGUUCUUGUAGUACUUUUAAGGAUGUACGUGUUUUUCUCAAAUCUCGUGUAAAAUUCAAUUUUUGGAUAAUAAUGAUGAGAAAUGUCAUGGGAAAACCGAUUUCAGCUAUUAUGUGUCUAAGAAGUUUCCCAAGGGAUUUUAAAGGAUAUAAAAAAAUUAGAUUUGUUUUCUUCCUGCCCAUGGACGUCAGAAAAUUAUCCUAAGUACUAAAACAAAAAAAAAACAUUUUUAAGGCACGUCGUCUUCUUUCCUCGGAUAGAAAUCCUCCGAUCGAUGACCUUCUGCGUAGUGGCAUUCUGCCGAUUCUUGUAAGCUGCUUAGCCUCUCCGGAGUUUGUUUUUUUUUUUUUUUAUGGAUCUAAGCGCCUUUUUCAGUGCGGAUCUGCAAUUCGAAGCGGCGUGGGCGCUGACAAACAUCGCUUCCGGAACCAAUGAGCAAACCGCCGCUGUGGUAUGAUGAUUAAUCAUUUUAUCUUUUAUCUCUUAUCUUCAACAGAAAGCCGUGAAGCUUAGCUUAAUCGAAAAAAGUUUUGAAGUGAUUUAGUAAAUUUCAAGCCCUUUUGCGGGAUUUUAUCCUCUUCAUAUGAGAGAUAUUGAAGCCUCGGCUCUGCCAUUUAAUAAAAACAAGAGCAAGAGUGUUAUACAUGAUCAAUGUCUCAUCAGUGAUUCAUGUGCAAAAUCUUCCUGGAUUGAGAAAGAAACAAGGAAUAAUCGCCGAGUUUCCACACCUUUGCUAUUUGAUGAUAAACUUCACGACUAUUCAAAAAGAUUACUUUGAACUUUUCUUUGAGUUUUCAUCUUUCAAAACCACAAAUCCAAAAAAGAAUUUAACUUUUGAGACUCAAACUUUAGGUAAAUGCGGGAGCCGUUCCUCUUUUCCUACAACUUCUCACCAGUGGCAAUUUGAACGUUUGCGAGCAGGCUGUUUGGGCUCUCGGAAACAUCAUCGGUACAUUUCCACAUCACAAAACAUCAAGAUAAUAUUAUAACUUUAGGUGAUGGCCCACAUUUCCGCAACUACUGCCUCGGCCUUGGGGUCCUUGCACCUCUGUUGAACUUUGUGAACCCGGAAAUCCCGUUGAGCUUCCUGAGGAACGUCACUUGGGUUCUUGUGAGUUGCUUUCAGACACUUCCCAAAUUUUUUUAAUCUUCUCUCAGGUGAACCUUUGCCGCGCGAAGGAGCCACCACUUCACCGCGAAGCCGUUUUGGUCAUCCUUCCGGCCCUCGCUCUCCUAAUUGCUCAUCAGGUGAGAAUGAAAAAAAAUUCUUCUUUUUUUCAACAUUUUGAGGAAAACGGUGGUAUAAAGGAAGACGGGAGAAAAAUUUUCAGGACACCAGCAUUCUGGUCGACACGAUUUGGGCCGUCUCUUACCUCACUGACAGUGGAAAUGAGCAGAUUCAACUUGUUCUGGAAGCUGGGGUAGGUCUGAUUUUUUUUUCUAACAAGAUUUGAAUCCUUCUUUUAAAAAAAUUCAGAACAAUGAAAAGUCAGGAAACACUGGUUGACUUAAAGCUAUAAAAAAACCUUUUGAAAAAGAUUUUGAAAUUUUUUAUGCGGAUCAGUCAUAUUCCAGGGAAAUUUCUCAAUGAAAUAAGUACAUGGUUUUGAGCCUUGAAUCCUUAUCAAAUUUGAAAUAAAUCACUUAUCUAGGAGAAAAAGCAAAGAUUUAAUAUCAUAUUCCAGCUCCUACCAAUCCUGAUUCCCAUGCUGGGUCAUGAAGACGUGAAAGUGCAAACUGCGGCUCUUCGAGCUGUUGGAAAUAUCGUAACUGGAACUGACGAGCAAACUCAAGCGGUUCUCAAUUGCCACGCUCUCAACUACAUGCCCAAGCUGCUGACUCAUCAGAAAGAGAAAAUCAACAAGGUUCUUUUUGAAAAUUUCAGGGCGGGAAGGUAGACGAACCGGUUUUCGGUAGUAUUUAUUGAACUGACUAUUUUAUAGGAAGCAGUUUGGUUCCUCUCCAACAUCACGGCAGGCAACACGCAUCAAGUUCAACAAGUCAUUGAUCAUGGAUUGAUCCCAUUGAUCGUGGAUCGAUUGUCAAAUGGAGACUACAACACCCAGAAAGUAUGUUCGAGUAAAAAUGAAUCGGUUCAGAAAAAUUCAGAAUGCAGUUCCUUGAAAAAACUUGAUUUAAAAUUCUUAAAUGUUCAAAAUUACUUUGCUGUUUCUUAAUACAGUUUUUUUCGCUUAAAUUGUACUGUUGAUAUUAUUAUUUAAUUUUGAAAAAGCUGUCACGUUUCCAGAACAAAAACUCAAUUCAAAAAUUGUUGGAAGAGAAUAAAAAGAGCUUUUUUUGUUUGUUUGAAAAAUUCUUUUUUUCUACCUGCUGUGUUUAUUCCCGGUUGUUUUAAUUUUGCGCUUCUCACGCAGUUUCAAACUUUCAAACAUAAACAGGCUCUUUUUUCACAUUCUAACGAGGGAAAGGCUUGAUUAUACAAUUAGGCAAUACAGAUCCAAAUAUUGAUGUUAAUACGAUAAACUGAGAGAAAUCCGUUACAUAUCAAUAUCAGAUUUUCAAAAUAUGGACUCUUGAAAAUAAAUGUUUUUCCUUUGCAAUUGGUUAUUUCCAGGAAGCCGCUUGGGCCGUCUCCAACGUCACCAUUUCUGGUGAUGCCAAACAAAUUGCCGUUAUGGUCAACUACGGAGUUGUGGCACCGUUCUGUGGUUUGCUGAGAACAAAAAGAAGUUCAAAUCCUACAGGUUUAUAUUUUUUUAACCUUCUUGAAAUAAUUAAAAAAAUUGCAGGUUGUCCUGGACGGCAUUAAUAACAUCUUGAAAUUUGCCGGACCAAACUUGGAAAGAGUCACGACUCAAAUCGAAGAAUGUGGAGGUAAUCAUCAACUUGCGCUUGUAAUUUCAGUUUUGCCAAACAUUUUUCAGGUCUGGAUGACAUUGAGAAGCUCCAGAACCACGCCAAUGAAGAAAUCUACAAACUGGCCUAUGAGAUCAUCGACAACUAUUUCAGGUAAGAGUAUUUUGUAAAACCCGGGAUCAAAGUUAAAUUUUUUCAGUGAGGACGAAGAUAAGACGGAGCCUGAAACGCAGCAGCCGCAGCCAGAUGAAAAAUGGGCCUUUUAA
Molecule: messenger RNA, 4544 nt
Organism: Caenorhabditis auriculariae
Lineage: Eukaryota; Metazoa; Nematoda; Chromadorea; Rhabditida; Rhabditidae
Source: the annotation of a GenBank genome assembly